Molecule: messenger RNA, 2619 nt
Organism: Phaeodactylum tricornutum CCAP 1055/1
Lineage: Eukaryota; Bacillariophyta; Bacillariophyceae; Surirellales; Neidiaceae
Exons: 13
Coding region: 1-2619 (872 amino acids)
Biological process (GO): nuclear-transcribed mRNA catabolic process, 3'-5' exonucleolytic nonsense-mediated decay
Cellular component (GO): Ski complex
Molecular function (GO): RNA binding; RNA helicase activity; ATP binding
Source: RefSeq, a predicted model, not a curated record
AUGACAUUUCCAUUUAUUCUUGACGGUUUUCAACAACAAGCCGUUGUUCGAUUAGAACGAUCUGAGUCUGUUUUUGUUGCCGCUCAUACUUCGGCGGGGAAAACCGUUGUUGCGGAAUACGCCGUGGCCUUGGCGAAGCAGCGUGGGACGCGCUGUGUAUACACGUCUCCAAUCAAAGCCUUAAGUAACCAAAAGUUUCGCGACUUCUCGUUGAAGUUCGGUGCGGAGAAUAUUGGUUUGAUUACUGGAGAUCUACAGGUCAACGCAGACGACUCAACCUGUUUGAUCAUGACGACUGAAAUUUUGCGGUCUAUGCUUUAUCGAGGGGCCGAUUUAGUUCGCGACAUUGAGUUCGUGGUUUUCGACGAAGUACAUUAUGUCAAUGAUACCGAGCGAGGAGUUGUUUGGGAGGAAGUAAUUAUAAUGUUGCCCUCUUACGUGAACUUGAUUUUCUUGUCGGCGACUACACCAAAUACCUUGGAAUUCUCAGAUUGGAUUGGACGGACUAAACGAAAGCCGGUGUUCGUUAUUAAGACAGACUACCGACCGGUUCCCUUAUCGUUUAAUUUGUGGGCAGGUCUUAAGCUUCAUACCGUAAUGGAGGGUCGAGAUGGAUUUCUUGAGAGAGGAUUUGCGUCAGCCGCGAACGCGCUCCUCCCUGCGAUGGCAUGGCAAGCCCAGGGAACCAAGCAAAACUGGAUGUCCCUUGUGCGCUUUUUGGACAGAGAAAAUAUGACUCCAACCGUUGUGUUCUCGUUUUCGAAGAAAAAGUGUGAGGAGAUUUCUAUCAUGUUGCAAUCGCUUGAUCUAAAUACGGCUAAGGAACGAGGUGCUGUCCAAGGUUUUACGCUGCAGACGGUGGCUCGUCUCUCCAAGAAUGAUUCGAAUCUACCUCAGGUAGUAAUGGUAUGUGAGAUGGUGCAACGGGGAAUCGGUAUUCACCAUGGGGGUCUUCUCCCGAUACUGAAAGAAAUGGUCGAGAUAUUGUUUGCCAAAUCACUGGUGAAAAUUCUUUUUGCAACUGAGACAUUCGCCAUGGGUGUGAAUAUGCCUGCACGCAGUGUAGUUUUCAACAGUGUUCGGAAGCAUGACGGCAAGCAGUUUCGUCAACUCGAGCCUGGAGAAAUAACGCAAAUGGCCGGUCGCGCCGGGCGUCGUGGACUGGACAAAGUAGGCACUGUGAUUAUAUGCUGUUUCGGCGAAACACCUCCACCGCAACCUAUGUUAAAGCAAAUGUUGACUGGGUCAUCGACAAGAUUAAACAGUCGCUUUCGACUCACAUACAACAUGAUUUUGAACCUACUAAGGGUCGAGGAAAUGAGCGUUGAAUCAAUGAUCAAACGGUCAUUCUCCGAGUUUGCUACACAACGAGCCCUGACUACGAACGACUUUCCCCAGUUGCUGACUCGAGGGAUCAGAGCACUAGAGAAUCGUAUUGGGUCUGAGGACGUGGAAGAGUAUUUCUCGACUUGCAGCGAAAUCCUUUCAAUAACCGAACGUCUACUGACAAAUGUGAGAGACACGGAGGCAGCAUCGUUCGAAGGCAUUCUACAAAAGGGUAGAAUCGUUUUGAUUUCGGCCUGUCGAGAGCUUGGUGCGAUCCUUCUGGUCUCUUCGCAGAAGUGUAAUGUUGACACGACUUCUAUUCUAAGGGAAGAGCACAGCUCUCCAGCUCAAGCAACAGAGAAUCCUUUUGCUGGAAUGAAAACGCGGGGCAAAAAGGGGGCCUCAAUGGACAACAAAAGGGGAUCUGGCACUGCAAAAGCAGAUGAAGAAGUCGAGAAAGUCCUAGACUCGUUAAUGGAAGCGGAAAGAGCAGAACUUUACCUCCGUGACUUUUUGAAACGGGGGGACAGUGUCUUACGAUCUCGACAGCUGUUCGGCCGACUUGAAGCUGAAUUGGAUCAAAUGCGGAACUACGAAAUCCAUCGCCAUCCCAGCCUCGAAUCGAUGUACUCUACUGUGGAACGAAAAGAGAGUUUAAGAAGCAAGGUGAAUACUUUGCGCCAUCUUUUGUCGAAUGAGUCGUUACAACUUUUCCCAGAUUUCCUUCAGCGAAAAGCAGUACUUCGCAAACUUGGAUAUAUCGACGAGAAAGAAACCGUGUCCAUCAAAGGACGCGUCGCUUGUGAAACAAACACCUGCGAGGAGCUGAUUGUGACUGAGCUGGUUUUUGAAGGGCUCUUGAACGAACUCGAUCCAGAAGAGAUUGUCGCCGUCCUUAGUGCUCUAGUUUUUCAGGAGAAAGGCAAGGAAACUUCAUUGAGCGUCGAACUUCCUGAAAGAUUAAUUACAAUAGCAUUAAAUCUGGGCCGUAUUCAAAAGGAUGUGGGCUUAGACAUAGAUCCUGCUGAAUACAGCGAAAGCUCGCUCAACUUCGGUCUCGUUCAUGUCGUCUACGAAUGGGCACUCGGAGUCCCUUUUAAAAGCAUUUGCGACUUGACUGACGUUCAAGAAGGUUCUAUUGUUCGAAGCAUUACCCGCUUGGACGAGCUUUGCCGUGAAGUCCGAAAUUGUGCACGAGUGGUUGGAAAUCCUACUCUGUACAGAAAACUGGAAGCCGCAAGCAUGACAAUCAAGCGCGACAUUGUGUUUGCUUCGAGUCUAUAUGUGAGCUAG